GGAUCCACAGUUCUCCACAGGUGUCACCACCAUGGCGACGAUUCCUUCACGGAUUUAUACGGCAUAUCUGGCCAUAUUUACACCACAGCUAGUCAUUUGCUUUGUACCUGGAGGUCUAAAGCUCAAGAAUGGCUUGGUGCGAUCUAAGAUGACUGGGUCCGACGGAGAAGAUCCCACAGCCUUCUCAGUUGGAAUUCUUGGAGAUCUUCAUAUUGACCCUCGCAAAAUGGAUGAUUAUGUUGUCGGCCGUGACCAGUGGCUGAAGGUUAUCACGUUGGAACGACAGAAAACGAACAAUGUGGCUUUGGUGUCACUAGGGGACCUCGGAGAGAGCAAGAAUUGCGACCACAACCCUGCUAACCCCUUCGAGCUCUUCGCCGGAACCACAGUCUGUCACGAAAUAGCUGCGGAAUAUCUUGAAAGUUUUGACGUUCCCUAUGAAGUUAUCGGCGGGAAUCACGAUCUAGAGGGUAUCGAUGAGUUCAAAAGCGACAAGGCCAAUCUUGAACUCUUUCUGACUGCUCACGGCAAAGAGACGCCUCAAUUUUGCCGUAAUGUUGCCGAUAAGACUCUUCUCGUAGGUCUUUGCUCCACCAUAUUCAGAGAUGCUCGAUACACGUCUCAUGAAGUGAUUAUCGACGACAAUCAGAUCUACUGGUUUGAAAAGCUAGUUCGCGACCAUCCUGCUGACGAAGGCUGGAAGGUAUUUGUGUUUACUCAUGCACCGCCAAACGGUUCGGGUCUUCGGGUCUUGCAAGAAAACCACGUGAUCAACGGUUGCUGUUGGCUUAAUCAUUCGGAUGAACUCAAGUGUCGCAAAUUUAUAGAGCUCGUCCGCGAACACCGAUGCAUUAAAGGCUGGUUCUCUGGACACUUUCAUCUAGGCCAGGACUAUCAAGAUUCAAUUACGUUUCCGACCAUCGAUCCAUCUGAAGGUCCCUACCCCAAUCGCGGUAGCUGCGUAUUUGUCCAAACAUCUGUCAUGCGCAAAGGUACGUCCCGUGAUGGUCGGCAGCAAAGCCGCCUCUUACGGGGUAACAAGUAUGGGUUCGAAAUUUGUACGGUCGACCACCAAAAGGGUGGUUCGAUUCGACUGGACGCCACGAUCACCUAUCGUGAUGACAGCCACGAAGUCGGUGUUUACGCCCACGAAGACCAGACUCUUAAACAAGAUGAAUAUUUUAAAAUUUACACGCCACAAGUUGGGGAUCAGGGAUACAAUUGCGGGCCGGAUCAGGAUGAUAUAUGUAUUUUGACAGAGUGCCCAGUCGACGAAGAGUGUGUAUGUUGGUGGCGACUGAGCUGUGGUCGCGUUUUGGGAAUGGCUAAUGGCAUGUUAUUGGAAUACGAUAAGUCUACUUUAGCUCCGCUUGGUUUGGUCGUUUCUGCCGAUGAACUUGCUGGCAAACAGGUUGCAGUUAUUGAUUCUGGAUUGGAAGAAUGCGAAAUUAAUUUUGAUGAUAUAGGGAUGGAAGGGGCUGAUUGUGCAGAUACCGACGAAGACGCCCGAGAGCAAGCUGUAAUAAUGUUUGACGAAGAAAAUAACAUUACAGUUAUUCAACCCAAUGAAGACGGGUCAUACUGGAGAAAAAUUGUGCGCAAUAAGAUCGCCCGCAUGAAGGAGCAAAGAAGAGAAAAAGCUGCUAUUGAGUUUGCUCGAGACAAGCUCAAGGUGGACUCAAGCAAGGCAAAGCAUCACGUGCAAAGCAGUUGGGGUCCAUAUACCUCUACGAGCGGUGUAGCCAAAACAACAGAGGUUCCGGGUGCUACGAAACAGUAUGUUCCGCAGAUCAAUGGAGUUGUUAACAAGGGAUGAGAUACGGGAUGGCGACAAAGAUUUUCGAAGUGUUGAAUUGUAUAUGAUUUUUUGAUCAGAAUUAAUUCGUGAUUUUAUUGAUAGUUCUACAAAGCGUGGCGAUGUAGAGAAUGGAAAGGUAAUGGAAAUAGUAAAUUACACAAGCGUUUUAAUCAUAGCAUUAACACUCUUCUACUUUAUUC
Messenger RNA from Phaeodactylum tricornutum CCAP 1055/1, 1998 nucleotides. RefSeq lists its product with no specific name. The record is from RefSeq and is a predicted model, not a curated record. Bases 32 to 1816 code for a protein of 594 amino acids. NCBI's taxonomy places the organism in Eukaryota, Bacillariophyta, Bacillariophyceae, Surirellales, Neidiaceae. The transcript has 2 exons.